Molecule: messenger RNA, 598 nt
Organism: Mizuhopecten yessoensis (Yesso scallop)
Lineage: Eukaryota; Metazoa; Mollusca; Bivalvia; Pectinida; Pectinidae
Product: cystatin-A-like
Exons: 4
Coding region: 119-424 (101 amino acids)
Cellular component (GO): cytosol
Molecular function (GO): cysteine-type endopeptidase inhibitor activity
Source: RefSeq, a predicted model, not a curated record
AUGUAUCCUCCCAAAAACACUAUAAGUAGACGGGCGACCCGCUAGCAGAUCCACACCGGUUACAGAUUCCUACAGCUUGUGUGUUCAAUUGACGUCCAGCAACUAGGUUGAAUAUAAUAUGGCUGCUCCAUGGCGGAACGUUGUCCCAGCUACUGAAGAUGUGAUAGACAUCACAGCUAAUCUUCAACCUGCGACUGGAAUUUUCCUAGAUGCAGGAGAUUUCGAGAUGUUUGAAUCGAUUUCAAGCAUUAAGCAGGUCGUACAAGGGACUAACUACGUCAUCAAGGUCCGCAUCAGUCCAGAAGAUACGGGCUACAUCCACAUGAAGACAUAUGUGGCACUACCCAUUAACAACCAAGGCCCUGUUAUUACAGGCAUCCAGCAAAACAAAACUCUCAACGAUCCGAUUGAGUCAUUCAAUUAGCCAUAUCUGUAUGGCCAUUGUUUCGUGAUCAACUAUAAACAUUUUUAAAAGAAAACAAUGUCAAAUGCUUUAGAUUCGAAUAAACAAAUACAUAAACUGUAUAACAUAAGGUAAUUGAAUAUGAAUUUGUUGUAAAACUAUUUGGAAAAUAAAGAAGUAUGCUUAUUCUGUAAA